This is a messenger RNA of Oncorhynchus kisutch (coho salmon), 4136 nucleotides long. Its product is annotated as small glutamine-rich tetratricopeptide repeat-containing protein beta-like. Bases 85 to 1011 code for a protein of 308 amino acids. The transcript is spliced from 11 exons. Gene Ontology annotation, cellular component: TRC complex; membrane. NCBI's taxonomy places the organism in Eukaryota, Metazoa, Chordata, Actinopteri, Salmoniformes, Salmonidae. Gene Ontology annotation, molecular function: protein binding; molecular adaptor activity. The record is from RefSeq and is a predicted model, not a curated record. Gene Ontology annotation, biological process: post-translational protein targeting to endoplasmic reticulum membrane.
AAAUGCGCAGGCGCUAGAGAUGCGAUCAAUCAGAGAAGUUCUCAUGACGCGAUAGCAGGGACAGCUGCAAAAUAUCUCAGCAAAAUGGCAGUGGAGAAGCGCUUGGCAUUCUCUAUUGUGCAGUUCCUGCGAGAUCAAACUCACUGUGGCGCUUUGAAUUCCGAUGAGCAGGAAAGCCUCGAAGUUGCAAUACAAUGUUUGGAGACCACCUUCAAGAUCAACUCCAGUGACUGUCAUCUCGCAGCACCACAACCUCUCACUGAACUAUUCCUCAAUUCUCUCCUCAAGAAUGAUCAGAAUAACCCGGUGCCACCAGAGACGUCCCCAUCACCAGAAGACACAGAGAGGGCAGAACAACUGAAGAAUGAAGGGAAUAAUCACAUGAAAGAGGAGAACUACAGCUGUGCGGUGGAAUGCUACUCAAAAGCCAUCAAUCUGGACCUCCGAAACGCUGUCUACUACUGUAACAGGGCUGCCGCCCACAGUAGACUGGGUAACUACACAGAAGCAACAGGGGACUGUGAGAGGGCCAUAGGGAUCGACCCCAGCUACAGUAAAGCCUAUGGGAGAAUGGGAUUGGCAUUUACUGCUAUGAAUAAGUACCCAGAGGCCAUCUCCUACUUUAAGAAAGCUCUGGUGUUAGAUCCAGAGAACGACACCUACAAAUCCAACCUGAAGAUUGCUGAGCAGAAGCAAAAAGAGGCAGUCAGUCCUAUCGCUACGGGACUGGGAUUUGACAUGGCCAGCCUCAUCAACAACCCUGCCUUCAUCAGCAUGGCCGCCAGUGUGAUGCAGAACCAGCAAGUGCAACAGCUUAUGUCUGGGAUGAUGUCCAAUGCAGUUGGGGGUCCAGCAGCAGGAGUGGGAGGACUGUCGGACAUUUCCAGCCUGAUUGAAGCUGGUCAGCAGUUUGCCCAGCAGAUCCAGCAUCAGAACCCAGAGUUGAUCGAACAGCUGAGAAACCACAUCCGCAGCCGCUCCUUCAGUGGCAGCGCUGAGGAGCACUCGUGAUCCACACAGGUCUGUGUACUACAACACAGAGGUUAGGGCUCGCUCUUAGAGUGCAUCUCCAUAGUCUAAUAAAGAGGCGUCCUCCCCUUCAUGUGCUCUAAUGAAAUGGUGAGAAUUAGCAUGGAGAUUGUGGUGGAUUUGAUGCCACCUGUCCAGUUAUAUCAUAGCAGAGACCUGAUUGUACAUGUGCGCUUUUGUUUUACUGGCAAUAGAUGGAUCAGGAUCUGCAUAUUAAUUACUUAAACUGUUAAUACCAUGUUGUCACACAAGGUGAAAAGGACAUUUGAAGGCAUGUAAAUGUUUCCUACCUUCAGCGUAUAUGUUUCAAUAAAGGAAGGGCAACCAUAUGAUGUGAUUACAAUCUCUACACCCAUUCCUUAAACUCACAUCACCGACAGAGCUGGAAUGAAGGGACAGAUGGGGACGAUGGCACUUCACUGGGACUGGGUCUUCAGAGAGGAGAGGAAACAUUUUACACACCCAAUCAGGAGACAGAGUAUCUAACACAUUCUAUGUACACUGAACAAAAAUAUGAACACCACAUGUAAAGUGUUGGUUCCAUGAUUUCAUGAGGUGAAAUCAAAGAUCCCCAAAAUGUUCCAUAUGCACAAAAAAGCUUAUUUCUCUAAAAUGUUGUAUACAAAUGUCUUUACUUCCCUAUUAGUGAGCAUUUCUCCUUUGCCAAGAUGAUCCAUCCACCUGACAGGUGUGGCUUGUCAAGAAACGGCAUGGUCAUUACACAGGUGCACCUUGUGCUGGGGACCAUAAAAGGCCACUCUAAAACGUGCAGUUUUGUCACACAACACAAUGCCACAUAUUUCUCAAGUUUUGAGGGAACGUGCAAUUGGCAUGCUGACUGCAGGAAUGUCCACCAGAGCUGUUGCCAGAGAAUUGAAUGUUAAUUUCUCUACUAUAAGCCACCUCCAAUGUCAUAUUAGAGAAUUUGGCAGUAUGUCCAAUCGGCCUGACAACCGCAGACCACGUGUAUGCCAACAUGUGGGCGAGUGGUUUGCUGAUGUCAACAUUGUGAACAGAGUGCUCUAUGGUGGCGGUAAGGUUAUGGUAUUGGCAGACACGGAAAACGAACACAAUUGCAUUUUUUAGAUGGAAAUCUUGAAUGCACAAAAAUAAUGUGACGAGAUCCUGAGGUCCAUUAUGAAGCCUAUUUAUUUGAGGUAUAUGUGACCAACAGAUGCAUAUCUGUAUUCCCAGUCAUGUGAAAUCCAUAGACGGGCCUAAUGAAUUUAUUUCAAUUGACCGAUUUCCUCAUAUGAAUUGUAACUCAGUAAAAUCAAUUAAAUUGUCUUUUAUAUUUUUGUUCAGUAUAGAUGAUACCCAAUCAGGAAACAGAGUUUCAAACACAUUCAAGACUCCCAAUUAGUUUCAAAUACAUUUCCACCAAACAUUGUGCACAGUUCUAGAGACCCACAUUAAAUAAAGUUUAUUUGUCACGUACACAGAUUAGCAGAUGCUAAAGCAGGUGCAGUAAAUGCUUGGUUUUUAGCUCCAGCAGUGCAGUAAAUGCUUGGUUUUUAGCUCCAGCAGUGCAGUAAAUGCUUGGUUUUUAGCUCCAGCAGUGCAGUAAAUGCUUGGUUUUUAGCUCCAGCAGUGCAGUAAAUGCUUGGUUUUUAGCUCCAGCAGGUGCAGUGAAAUGCUUGGUUUUUAGCUCCAGCAGGUGCAGUAAAUGCUUGGUUUUUAGCUCCAGCAGGUGCAGUGAAAUGCUUGGUUUUUAGCUCCAGCAGGUGCAGUGAAAUGCUUGGUUUUUAGCUCCAGCAGGUGCAGUGAAAUGCUUGGUUUUUAGCUCCAGCAGUGCAGUGAAAUGCUUGGUUUUUAGCUCCAGCAGGUGCAGUGAAAUGCUUGGUUUUUAGCUCCAGCAGGUGCAGUGAAAUGCUUGGUUUUUAGCUCCAGCAGGUGCAGUGAAAUGCUUGGUUUUUAGCUCCAGCAGUGCAGUAAAUGCCUAACAGUAUAAUACUAAUACACAAAAAAGAAGAGACAGAGAUACAAGAAAUUAAGAAAUAUCAGAACAAGGAUUAUUGCAAAUGGAUCUGUGUUUUUGUAUUUUGUUUGUAUAUUGUGCUGUAGUAGCAAUGUCCUAACCAUUGCCCUGUUCCUAUACUGAAUUACAGAUCCUUUGUUCCUCUGAAAGAUUUAAAUGAUCCAACAGAAUUGUAUGUAGGGGAAUGCAGGGGUGUAUUCAGUGAGGGGAAACCAGAUAGAAAUUAAAUAAAUAGAGCGGAUACAAUUCCCUAUUCUACAUGACAGGCAAUUGUACCUGGUCUACACAAUACAGUUCUAUGUUAACGUUCUGUAACAUUGCACCUGCAAGUACUGGCCCCAGGAUUUGAUUUAUUAAUAUUGCUUGUAGUAAUUGCCUUGAUGAGGGGAAGGAAUUAAGGAAGGGGAGAAAUUGAGGAAGGAGUUAAGGAAUGAGAGUAAAGGGAUGAAGAAAUUAAGGAGGGAAAGGGAGAAAAUAAUUAAGAAAAGUGCGAAAAGGGAUUAGAGAAAGGAGGAAGGAAUUAAGGAAGGACUGAAAGGGAUAAAGGAUGCAUGUGUGAAGUAUUUGAACAGGGAGCACGUAUUCCCUUUCUCAUGAUUACAUGACAGUUAUACACGACAGAAGGGGUACAUUGUUUUCUAUUCUACCAUGUUCAAACUGUUAUUUUUGUACCAAAUAUUUUGCUAUAGUUGCUGUUGGGUCAAACAAAGGGCCGAAGCCUUGAUCAUGUGGAAUUCUAGCAUUGCUUUCAAUAGUAAUUAUCUGACUGCUAAUUUGACGAUAAAGGAGUGUCCAUGAAAGUGUUUCGUGUCUGCAGCCCAACACCCCUGUAUUUACAAUCAUAGCAAACACACGUCAAUGCCAUUUCCCUUUUUGAUUCAGUUUCAUUUCACAUAGCUAAAGCAAUGUUGAUAGCUAGUAUAAGACUCAUUCAGUCUUGUUGAUUUUGCAUGCUCUUCCAUCUGAUGUGUCAGACAAGCUAAUGAAUAUGCUUGUAAAACAAAGCAGCGUAAUGUUUUGUCCAAAAAUAUGUCUCAAUAAAAUGUAUUACAAUUGAUAGCUGUUGAAAGUCUUGUUGUGAAAUCAUAUAAUGAAAUCGCUUCAGAGGCAGAUUUGUACAAUACCUUGA